Messenger RNA from Sorex fumeus (smoky shrew), 1354 nucleotides. RefSeq names its product FKBP prolyl isomerase like (gene FKBPL). The transcript has 2 exons. The coding region runs from base 298 to 1326 and encodes 342 amino acids. Gene Ontology annotation, molecular function: protein binding. Lineage: Eukaryota; Metazoa; Chordata; Mammalia; Eulipotyphla; Soricidae. The record is from RefSeq and is a predicted model, not a curated record.
UAGCCUAGAUGGCUCGCGGUUAGCCGGCAGGGUUGGAUGACAUUGUUGUCCUACGCCGGCAGUCCCUGGAUCCUUCGUUGUUCUGUCCGCCCGGGGAAAGCCUCGGGGACAGUACUCAGUAAGCAUGUAGUUCUCGGAAGCGAUGGUGAUUAGAACGGCCCGCCUCCGGUUCCUCAAACUAAGUGCUACGGCCGCCUAGCAUUUUUUUCCAGGUGCUGACCUGAACCUGGGCCAUCCCUUUUCGACCAAAGCUGUUUACUACUCACGGGUAGUAAACAGCUGGGACCAGCCUGCCCAAUGGAGACACCUCCAGUCAUUCCAACCGGAGACAAAAACAGCUCCCAACCGCAACAACCAUGGGAAAUGAACGUUCUGGAUUCUCCUCAGAGUAGGCAGCAGCCCUCGGAACCACCUACUGAAGUCCUUGAGCCAAGAACGCGUCCAGAUCCAACCAACCAAAUUCUAGAGACUCUGCAAGGGACUGAGAAACUGACUGAGGGAAACGCUGAUCAGUCCCACGGACCCGCCAGUGAUGUAGCAGAGCCCCUUCAAAUCUCUGCUCUGUGGCACUGCCCGGAUGGGAGCUUUGUUAAGAGGAUCAUAACCCCUGGCCAAGGCUUGGACAAACCCAAGCUGGGCUCCCACUGCUGGGUACUGGCUGUGGGGUUUCCACCGGGGUCAGGAAUGCCAGAGGGCUGGUCAGAGCUAACCGUGGGGAUAGGGCCGUGGAGGGAAGGAACGUGGGGGGAGCUCACUGAGAAAUGCCUGGAGUCCAUGUGUCAAGGCGAGGAGGCGGAGCUGCAGAUCACUGGGGACUCUGGCCCUCCGGUCAGACUCACGCUGGCCUCCUUCACUCAGGGACGGGACUCCUGGGAGAUGGAGGCCAGCGAAAAGGAGACUCUGGCCGAGAGCGAGCGUGCAAGGGGCACAGAAUUGUUUCGAGCUGGGAACCCUGAAGGGGCAGCCCGCUGCUAUGGGCGAGCCCUGAGGCUGCUGCUGACUUUACCCCCACCUGGCCCUUCCGAACGAACCAUCCUUCAUGCCAACCUGGCUGCCUGUCAGUUGCUGCUAGGGUUGCCCGAUUUGGCAGUCCAGAGCUGUGACCGGGCCCUGGAGCGGGAGCCUGGCCACUUAAAAGCCUUGUACAGAAGGGGGGUUGCUCAGGCUGCUCUUGGCAACCUGGACAAAGCAACUGCUGACCUCAAGAAGGUGCUGAUAUUGGACCCCAAAAACCGGGCAGCCCAGGAGGAACUGAAAAAGGUUAUCAUUAAGAGCAAGAACCAGGAUGCAGAACUGGCUCAGGGUCUGCGCAAGAUGUUUGACUGAUUAAAAAUGAAGCCUUCAGAGAGGCGCG